Messenger RNA from Gadus morhua (Atlantic cod), 1207 nucleotides. RefSeq names its product somatostatin-1B. The record is from RefSeq and is a predicted model, not a curated record. The transcript has 2 exons. Gene Ontology annotation, biological process: regulation of cell migration; adenylate cyclase-inhibiting G protein-coupled receptor signaling pathway. Gene Ontology annotation, molecular function: G protein-coupled receptor binding; neuropeptide hormone activity. Lineage: Eukaryota; Metazoa; Chordata; Actinopteri; Gadiformes; Gadidae. Gene Ontology annotation, cellular component: extracellular region. The coding region runs from base 326 to 664 and encodes 112 amino acids.
CCUCUGUCUCCCACCCACUGUGUUCUACGUCAGUGGCAGACAGCGGUGGUGGGCUAUAAAGGACCGGGGACUCUGAGGGGAGAGCAGUCACUUCCAGACCCAGACCAACACCUUCACUCCAGGACGGCCAAGAGAGAGAACGGAGUCCACCACCCAACGCCAGAUUGUACUUUUCUUCCAUCUCUUAAAAGAUAAUCUACCACAGAUCUGUGACCAGUGUUAGGGUAGGCUCUCUCUCUCUCCCUCUCUCGUCUCCACUUCCACGCUCAGGCUCCCCCUCCGUCCGCUCCGGUGGUGAGUCCGUGCGCUCGGCGUCUCCGUCAGCAUGCAGCUCAUGGUGGUCCUGGCGGCUCUCAUGGGGGUUCUGUUCAGCGUGAGGGCAGCGGCGCUGCUCCCCGUGGAGGAUCGGAGCAACUUCCACAGCAGCAGGGAGCUCAGCAAGGAGCGUAAGGAGCUGAUCCUGAAGCUGGUGUCGGGGCUCCUGGAGGGGUCCCCUGACUCCAACAUGCUUCCAGGGGAGCUGUCGGACAGCCUGCUGGAGCUGGAGGAGCCGCUGGAGUCCCGUCUGGAGGAGCGGGCCGUCUACAACCGGCUAUCGCUGCCCCAGCGUGACCGCAAAGCCCCGUGUAAAAACUUCUUCUGGAAGACCUUCACGUCCUGCUAACGACGUGCCCCCCGCCCCCACCUCCCCCCCCCCCGACCUCCUCCUCGACACGAAAGAAACCACACCUGUCUCUCAAUUCCUCAUCCUUCCGGAAAGAACGACCAAGUUCAGCAUAAACUGUAGUAUGAUCUCGGCUCUGCAUCUCACGGAUACGCGUCUCGUCUCAGUCUGGACUUCAGCCACACGGUUUAGUUUUUCAUUUCUUUGUUUCUCGGUUGCAAAUAUUCCUUAUUUAUUGAUCUGUUUAUUGUGUACAUUAUACGUAUUUAUGUGUGUGUUUAUUUAUUUUAGCGUCUAUAUUAAAGCAUGGAUAUGAUAUUUCAGAUGGUGAUGAAGAUGAUUUACUUUAAUCGCGUUAGGUUGCUGGUUUAAUCUUCUUUUUAAAGCGGUCAUGUUUUGCCUCCAUCUGCCUUAAAGUACUUGGCAUUGCCACGCGUGUAUGCCAAAAUUUAAACGAUUAAACUCAACUUAAUGUAUAAAUGUGUACUGAUAAAAUCAUCUGUGAGCAAAUGAAAAAUAAAACAUAAUAUGUUUGACAUUGUA